Molecule: messenger RNA, 1165 nt
Organism: Adelges cooleyi (spruce gall adelgid)
Lineage: Eukaryota; Metazoa; Arthropoda; Insecta; Hemiptera; Adelgidae
Product: cathepsin B-like cysteine proteinase 3
Exons: 5
Coding region: 104-1015 (303 amino acids)
Cellular component (GO): lysosome
Molecular function (GO): cysteine-type endopeptidase activity
Source: RefSeq, a predicted model, not a curated record
GUAUAUAAAUGAAUGGCGUACAUUGUCAUGCUAUAUUCUGUUGACAACCCGAAAUUGUAUGUGAUUAUUUACUACAUGUGUUAGAACUUUGAACUGUCUUAUAAUGCAUAUCAACAUUAUUUGUAUUGUAAUAUUUUUGACGUGUACAGCGUAUGCCGUUUCCGCUGAAAAUGGCAAAAUUCAAAUGAACAAUGAUCCUUCUACGGGAUGGAUCUACCGUGGUCCCCUGUUGGUUGACGGGCUACCAAAAAACUUUGACGCCAGACAAAAAUGGCCUAAGUGCAAAUCUAUUGGUCUGAUACACAAUCAAGGCAACUGCCAUUCCAGUUACGCUAUAUCGGUAGUGUCAGCGGCUGCUGAUAGAAUUUGCAUUGGUUCCAACGGUACUUUGACUCCCGUCAUAUCUCCACAGCAAAUUAUUUCUUGUUGUUACUUAUGCGGAUACGGAUGUAGGGGCGGUUCGGCCUAUGAAUCUUGGGACUUUUACAGACGACAUGGGUUUGUUUCCGGCGGCGAUUAUGGCACAAAUCAGGGUUGUCAACCGUAUAAAAUUCCACCGUGUAAAAUCCAAAAAGAAAUUACAACGGAAGACUCGUGCACACUUCACAAAACGGACGAUACACCACAGUGUGAGACAAAAUGCUACAAUACUCAGUACAAGACCGAGUACAAAAAUGACCUAUACAAAGGUUUACCAGCUUAUCAAGUAGAUCCAUACAUAGCCACAAAAGAAAUAUUUGAAAACGGUCCCAUAACCGCAUCAUUUUACAUGUAUAAACAUUUGCUUGAUUAUAAAUCCGGCGUUUACUCGUUCGAUUACAACAGUAGUAGACAUUACUUUCAUCGACAGACCGUUAAGAUCAUUGGAUGGGGAGAAGAAAAAGGAACUUCGUAUUGGCUUGCAGCUAAUUCGUUAGGAUACGAAUGGGGAAAUAACGGUACAUUUAAAAUUGCAAGAGAUGAAAACGGAUGUUUUCUGGAAGAAGAAAUGUAUGCAGCAAUGCCUUUAUUAUAAAAUAAUAUAGUUUUUUUUAUUUUUCAAAUGUCUGCAUUUCUAAUGUAGGUGAAACCAUAAACUGUAUAAACAAAAGUUAUAUACAAUUAUUAAUACUUCAAUCGAAAUUUUAUGUUUGCUUAAAUAAAUUUAUUUUAGUUAUAGACUAUA